Diabrotica balteata is the source of this 838-nucleotide messenger RNA. NCBI's taxonomy places the organism in Eukaryota, Metazoa, Arthropoda, Insecta, Coleoptera, Chrysomelidae. The record is from the annotation of a GenBank genome assembly.
UUUCAAUGAUCAUGAAGAAUUUGUUGGCUUAUUUUUUGUUUCUAGGAGCUAUUUUCUGUGUAAUUAAGGGAUCUUUCCUGCGUAAUUACCAAAUAGCAAGAGGACGAGACGCGGUAGAAGGUCAAUUUCCUUACCAAGUAUCGAUCGAAGGACUUAGAGACGGAAGCUACAAAAGUUUCUGCGGUGGCUCAAUUAUUUCUCCGAACUGGAUUGUAACAGCUGGCCACUGUUGGUUAGAUAAUACUAAUCCUGAUGUUAGAAUCGUGGCUGGAAUCAUAAAGAUCAGUGAAACUAGUGAAUAUAUGCAAGUUCGAACUAUCGCUGAAUAUUAUGUUCACGAAGAUUAUCAUGGAGGUCCAACUCCCAAUGACAUCAUGGUGAUGAAAGUGAAUAAGCCUUUCGUUUUCAAUGAUAGAGUUAAACCAAUAAAUCUCCCAGAACAAAAUUUUGAAACUAUAGGAGAAGCUCUGACAUCUGGAUGGGGAGUCACAGAUAAAGAACCAGAACCAGAUAAUCUACAAUGGCAAUUAACACAAAUAUCCGACGGCCAAACUUGUUUAGAUCAACUUGGUAAUCAACUAUUUAAUGAAACUACAAAUGUAUGUACCGAAAAUAUUAAUCCAGGUGAAGGAACGUGCUCUGGUGAUUCUGGUGGUCCUUUAGCUCAACAUAGCACAUUAAUUGGAGUAGUUUCUUGGGGUUCUGCAGAUUGUGGUUCAGAUAUUCCAUCGGUGUUUUCUAAAGUUAGCAACUAUAUAGAUUGGAUUAAAAAACAUGUUAGCGAAUUGUAAAAUUAUUUAUUUUAUAUGUUGGAAAUAAAUUAUAUAUUAUAUCUUUG